CGCAGAUGCUGGUCCGAUGAUUAACGUGACUGUACAGUGUACAGAGUACGGAGUACAGAAUAUGUCUCUCUGCAAGGCAAGUUGAGGAUCCUCACACACUGCGUGAUCAGGACAUGAUGAUGUCUGUGCCAUGCCGUGCUGCUUACUCCCGCCAGACGCUCUUCGACCAGCCUCUCUGCUUGCCUGCGCAGCACACUCGUGGAUCCUACUGAAGACAGCGGGGAUGAGGCAUGGGACAUGGGACAUGGGACAUGGGACAGGGAGCCACCUAUGCUUCAGAACUGCACUGCGCCUUCUCGAACUCGUCAUCGAAUGCUGCCAUGUCAACGAAAAGAUCAGGCGAAAGAUGCCAAAGCCCAGCCCAGGCCGGCCCUCAGACCGUCAGACCGUCAGACUUGUCACUCUGGCCUACCACGACACAUGGAUUUGGAUCUGGAUCUGCGCAGUCUGCUGUACCCUGUACAGAGUACGCUGCACGCUCUGCGCCAAAGAAUCCCCGUCCGGCAGAUUUCGAAACACGCUCUUCUCACUUGCCUCGCAGUGCUCCCACCUCCCCACCGCUGCUCUUGUCCAAUCAUAGGCCGCACACCACGUUUGGGCCUCAGAAACGACUCCCUGCUCCCUGUCUCCCCUUCCCGCACCGUAUUCGACUAUUCUUCCUGUCAUACUGUUAUCCUCCCUCCCGACCUUCUUUUUUACUUGCUUCAACCUGCUUCGCUUUCGCCUUCAUCCACUACCUUGGCCUGAGCCUUGACGAUUCGCAGUUCAUGAGGCAGUAAUCCUGGACUCGCUUGCAGUUCGGAGCUUCCCCUCCUCCCUCCCCCUUCACUCCUCCACCCCAUGUGAACGCAGAGAUGUGCUGGCACCUGAAAGGCGAGAGAG
Amorphotheca resinae ATCC 22711 is the source of this 882-nucleotide messenger RNA. RefSeq lists its product as hypothetical. The record is from RefSeq and is a predicted model, not a curated record. The transcript has a single exon. Bases 231 to 779 code for a protein of 182 amino acids. Lineage: Eukaryota; Fungi; Ascomycota; Leotiomycetes; Helotiales; Amorphothecaceae.